AGAGAGAAAGGGCUGAUCAGAAAGUACUUUUUGAGUGUCCCAAAGUUAUGCAACAGUAGGCAAUAAAGCUCUGAAGGGUUGAUGCUUUUGCUUCUUGUUUUGUAGUCAGGGAAGGAGGGGGACCAUCUUUUCCUGUCAUUUUCAAGCAUUUUUCACUUGGCUAAUUUGCAUUUUCUUCUAUGUGGAGCUUGCACAGGCCUAUGUUCCUAGGAUCCAUAGCUCUCUGCCCCUCUCAUACAUGCCAAAUUCAGAGAGAGAGAGAGAGAGAGAGGCUUUGCUUUCUUCUUCUUCCAAUGAGUUUUUAUCAAGUUGAGCCAUGUUAGAAUCACACACACACACAGAGAUUGGUGUUUUGCUUUGCCAACUCUUUCAAGUUCUCAAAACCAUGCCUAUCAAGGGUUUGUUUUGUACUUAGUUGGCAAAGAGAGUUAUUAAGAUAUGGACUUGUCAUUUGGCUCAUUUUUUUCUCUCUUCUGGCAGUUAUGUAGUCCCCCCGCACCCACCACCCUCACAACUCCUUUCUUAUUAAUGCAUUUGACACAUUAAACAUCUUUGUUUUUAUUUUAUCUUUUGUCUUUAUCAACAAUUAAUGGUGUGUGAGUUUCUGAUAAAUACCUGAAAGGUUAGUUCUCUCCCUGUUUAUUUGCAGAUUACAGCUUCUGGGUAUUGUUCAUCAACAGCCUCUUGCAUUAAUUUGUGUACGAAACUUUGAUUUUCAAAAAUCUCUUCUUGUUCUUUUGAUGCCCUUUGUUCACCGGCCCAAAUUACCCAUUUUGGUGGUCCACUAAUCAAUCAUAGAUCAAAAUUCAAUUUUUAUUUAUUUAUAUAUAUAUAUAUAUAUAUAUAUAUUUGGCACUAUACUAGUAAAAUGGCUUCACAGGACUCGCCUCCCAAUCCAGCUUCAAGCAUUCUUCACCAAUUCAUCAUCUCAGACUCCAUUGCCAAUCAAACCCAAUUUGAAAACCAACAUUUCGACGCUUAUAGAACCGAUUUGAGAGGUGGUGGAACACACCAUCAAUCUCAUGGUGUGUUGUCUAGCAUUCAGUUUCUUGGUGAAAGAAUGUCUAGAUCACUAGACCUUGUACAAGGUACUCCAAUGGCAGAGGAAUCUACUAUCAACCAGAGUAGACAUUUAAUGGAUCUUCUUGGGGCAUCAAAUGAGACUAAUCACCAAGCCCAAAGGCUUUCUCUAUCUCUUAAUUCUGAUAUGCUUGUUCCUUCAGUUCAAUUUAGGCAGAGACCCUUAAAUUCAAAUGUGUUUAGCCCCAACUAUUUCAUCUCUGGAGAAGAAGCAAGGGAGGCUUGUAAUCCGAGGAUGGACCGAUCAACCACCGAUGAAUUUUCCUUCGUGGCUAGCCCUUUUGCUUCGUCCUCGACCUCGCUUAAUCAGUCUUGUUCUGGCUCUUAUGGAACUGAAUCUUUUCACAUUGCUGUUGGCAACUCUAAGUACCUAAAACCAGCUCAGGUGCUUCUUGAAGAGGUGGUUAAUGUCGGUGGCAAAGCCGUGGACUUGCAAAAUGAGAAAUUUCUCAGAAGAUUAUCGCGUAAUGGCAGAAGAGGAUCACUGGGUUUUUGCUCUGAAUUAAAAGCAGAGUUAUGUAGUACUGGGUUAUCGGGUGAAAAUCAUGACCUCCAAGUUAAGAUUGUGAAGCUUAUUUCCUUGUUAGAGGAGGUUGAGAGGAGAUAUGAGCAAUACUAUCACCAAUUGGAAGGAGUGGUUUCAUCAUUCGAGAUGAUAGCAGGUGUUGGAACAGGAAAAUCUUACACUGCUCUUGCACUUCAAGCCAUGUCAAGACAUUUCUGCAGUUUGAGAGAUGCAAUAACAUCUCAAAUCAUCGCUGCGAAAAGAAAAAUCUCCCAAGAAAUGCCCAAAAUCAGCACGGGUUUGUCGCAGCUUAGCUUGUUUGAUAACGAGGCUAGGCACAAUCGGUUGUUGUCGCCCCAACAGCUUGGAAUGAUGCAAUGCCAACGCCAAGCCUGGAGGCCAAUCAGAGGCUUGCCAGAGACCUCUGUGACGAUCCUCCGGUCUUGGCUUUUCGAGCACUUUCUUCACCCUUAUCCAAAUGACUCGGAGAAGCUAAUGUUGUCAUCGCAGACAGGCUUGACGAAAAACCAAGUUUCGAAUUGGUUUAUAAAUGCGCGAGUGAGGCUGUGGAAGCCUAUGAUUGAAGAAAUGUAUAAAGAGGAGUUUGCAGACUCAUCGGCUGACUCGGAUUCAUUAUUGGGAAGUUGUUCUAUCCCAAGGGAAGGCAUGACAGACCAUGAUGAGGAAUGAAAGUGGUGGGAAAUUAAUGAUGUUUGAGCUAAGGAUUAAUGUUUUUGUUUAGUCUAUAAAUACUGCAAAGGAAGCUUUUUGUUGAAAAUGAUGUUGUUGAGUAAUUGAUCUACUGAGUAAUGUGCUUCUAACUGAUCAAAA
Messenger RNA from Camellia sinensis, 2416 nucleotides. It is a transcript of the gene BLH11, whose product is annotated as BEL1-like homeodomain 11. Gene Ontology annotation, biological process: regulation of DNA-templated transcription. The record is from RefSeq and is a predicted model, not a curated record. NCBI's taxonomy places the organism in Eukaryota, Viridiplantae, Streptophyta, Magnoliopsida, Ericales, Theaceae. Gene Ontology annotation, molecular function: DNA binding.